AUGCUCGAUGUUUCCUUUGAAGUUAAUUUCAAAAUAAUAGCUGGCUCUUAUGAUCGCGUAUUAACUGUUUUUUCACCAGAUGGAUAUUUAUUUCAAGUCGAAUAUGCUUUAGAAGCUGUUAGAAAAGGAACUUGUGCAGUGGGAGUCUGUGAUGAAGAUUAUGUUGUUCUUGGAGUCGAAAAAAAAACGGUUCUUAAAUACAAGAUCCGUCUUAGUGCAGAUGCAAGAGUUCUUGUUAAUGUCAAAGUCAUAGAUUUACUGUUGAAUAUAUUACGCGGUAUACUGCAGGUGUUCAACAGAUACACACAAAGUGGUGGUGUACGUCCAUUUGGCAUUUCAACACUUAUCAUUGGAUUUGAUGCUAAUGAUAAGGUGCCAAGACUUUAUCAAACUGAUCCAUCUGGCAUAUAUUCAGCAUGGAAG
Messenger RNA from Entrophospora candida, 423 nucleotides. The record is from the annotation of a GenBank genome assembly. Lineage: Eukaryota; Fungi; Glomeromycota; Glomeromycetes; Entrophosporales; Entrophosporaceae.